UGAUAGAAUAACUUACAUAACAAUAAUCAUAAGGUAAUAAAUAUGUAUAAAUGAAAUUGUAAAUUUUCUUUUGUUCUCAAUUAUCCGCAUAUCCGUAUUUAAUGAUGGUGAAAAGAAAGAAAUGAAACUCUUGAUUACAUCAUAAUAAUAAUAAUAAUGUUUUAGCCGUUUUAAAUGUCUUCAACUUCAAAUAUAAUGUAUAAUAUUUCUUUCAUGUCGGGUCCUCCAGCUGUCACUGUGUGUGUGUGUGUGUGUGAAUUACUCGUUUUUUUGUUUGUUUGUGUGCUCUGUUACCAUGAUUCACAUACACACGAACAUACUUCAUAUUGAUCAAUCUUAUACUUUAGUUUCUUUCUUUAUUAUAUUAGAAAAUAAUUAAUUACUUAAAGAAAAACUAUCUAAACAAUCAACAACAAUGAAGAUAUAUAGGCAAUAAUGUAGAAAUAAAACUAUGAUAUGAAAAUGAUUUUUUUAAAUAAAUCUUUUUGAGGUAGGAUUGUGGAUGUGUAUUAUUGAGGAGUCCAACAAUAGGACGAAACAGUCAUCCAGUUCAUUCAGGUUUUUGAUGAUGAUCUAGCUUCAAUUGACUCAUGAUCUUAACUAAUAAAAAAUUACUAUCCAAAAAGUUCCUUCUGAUAUUAAUCAACAUAUGCUUAUAGUAUCGGUUAUUAUGUUAAGCCAAUAUACUUUAUUCUAACUUUUGGACAGCCCAAUCUAUUCAUUCUACUUGAGUCAUAUUUUGACCUUGUUAAUUAUUCGCUUAUCAAUCUUGACUGUUUUUAUAUGAGCGCUUAGGUGUGUGUACAUUUCUUAUCCCAUUACACAUCACAUGUCUGUAACUUUUGUGUAACUAUAAGUAUUGAUUAACGCUUGGUUAAAUAAGAGUUGGCUUACAAGCCAUCUCCACUCUGCGUCGUUUCUCUUCUCUCUAUUCCAUUCGCUUCAUAUACAAAAUAUGUGUAUUCGAAAGUCCAUUCUCGUUAUUCGACUUAUUUAAUUCCGUCAUUGACUGAAGCGAAUAAAGUCGAUGAUUAUAUACGAGGAUAGGCGAUAACAAACAUUCAUACGAUCUAAUUGGAUUCAGAUCUUAGGCCACUAAAGUGGGGAGCCCUUUCGAUAACAUAGUCCGAUCUGAAUCACGACAAAAUAACGGGCCCUACAUACUCACUAGUGACUGGUCUGAAGAGGUAUUUCAUGGAGUCCUAGUGAGAAGCAGUGACCAGUGGAGUUCAACCGAGUCUGUUGUGAGAUAGUAACUCACUGAAGACAAUGGUGGAUGUGUCGCUCAAUUUCGUAGAUUCGUUGAAGUUAGAGAUUAACAAAGUUGGAUACCAACAAGCUCAGUAGUCUAGACGUUAAGCGCUCGCGCUUGAGACCGGUAGGUCCUGGAUUCGAAUCUCAUGAGGUUGGAUCGUGGAUGAGCACUGCUGAGGAGUCCCACAAUAGGAUUAAACAGCCGUCCAGUACUUUUAGGUUUUCCAUGGUGGUCUAGCUUUAAUUGACUUAUGAUCUCAACUAUUAAAAAACAAGAUUAUUAAAUAAUUAUUCAUUAAAAUUAUACAAUUUUGAAUUUCAUGUGGUAAAAGUAACUCCUUGAAGAUUAUAAAUUUAAUUUAAUGACAUGUAUCAACUAAUGUGAAACUCAUGCUGAAAACCUCUUAUCAAUUAUAUGCAAAGAUGGAUAGUGGCUAGUAGUGGAAUCCAGGAAGCGCAACACUUUGUCCUAUUUGGGACUUGUCAACCUGAUGUACCUAUAUCUUAGAGCUGAUAUUCAUUAUGGGACUCGAGCCCAGUACUGUUCAUUUCAAACAUCAUCGCGUUAUCCACUCAGCUACUGAGUCCUACUGAUAGCAACUUGCUAAGGCGAUGGGGUGAAGUUUAAAUUCACUUGAUAUUGUCUACCUAAAUCUUCCCAUUGAUGUUUAGGACCGCAAUUGUCUAUAAUCAUUUAAAAUAAAAUUAACAAUAAUAAUAUACCAUAAAUAUUAAAUAAUUUAGCUUAUUUAUAUAUUUGAGUAGUAUAAUACGAUGAAGAUUAUCAGAACUAUAUGUUAACAUAACAGGUCAAUUACACUAGAAAUGAAUGUUAAAAGGAAACAGAAAAAUAAUAAAGAAAAUAAAUAUGAAAAGAAAAACACAAUAUGAUACUCAUUAUAUUAGAUAAUAAACUAGAAUAGAUUUAUAUUGAGAACAAAACUGUUUUGUUUUGUUCUUUCAAAAGAUAAAGAAGGUUCGAAUGUUUCUAUAAUCAAGACUUCAAAUAAACUUUAGUAUAUACUUUCAGUAGUUGAGAUCAUGAGUUAAUUGAAGCUAGACCACCAUGGAAAACGUGGAAGUACUGAAACGUCGUUCCGUUCUAUUGUGGGACUCCUCAGUAGUGUGCAUCCACGAACCCGCGUCGCGGGAUUCAAACCCAAGGCCUAUCAGUCUCGCGCGCGAGUGCUUAACGUCUAAACCACUGAGCUGGCUGGCAUCCAACAGUGUAAUGUCUAACUUCAACUAAUCCACAAAAUUGAGCUACACAUGCGCACUGCUGAGGAGUCCCAUAAUAUGACGAAACGGUCAUCCAGUGCUUCCAGGUUUUCCAUAGUGAUCUAGCUCCAAUCGAUUCAUGGUCUCAACUAUUGAAACUUCUACAAUCUCCACAAAACCCCUUCUGAUUUAGUAUUUACUCUUUAAAACUUUUAUACAAUACUACAAAAGUCAUGUUCAAAAUUAAUUCUAUGAUCUAUUUCAAUUAUACACUUAGCAAUAGAAGCCAAUGAUUGUUUAUUAUUUACUAUGUGAUAUGGCUCAGAAUCAAUCACAGUGUCAUCGGUGUAUACACUCUUUGUCUUCCCUUGAAAUAUGAGAUUAAAAUUGCUUCAUAUCUUUCUUUCUACGAACUAAUUCCUUCUUUCUGUAUCGUAUCCUUAUAUGUCAUCUUUCUUUUAUAUAUUACCACCAUUGAAUUAACUACUUCUAUGAAUACGGUGUUCAUCUUGUUGUGCUAAUGAGUUAUGGCGACUUGGACCGAUGCAUAUAUGUGCCUAGUUCUACGUUGUAGCUGACUAACUGACUGACUUUUAUCAGAUUAUUUACUUUUACAAUGUAUAUAUGAUAUUUAGACAUAAUUUAAUCAAUAUGAAAAACUAAACAAAUAUGACAUCAGUAUCAGAAAGUGUUUCUGUGGAUAUUAUAAUAAUUUCAAUAGUUGAAAUUAUGAGUCAAUUUGAAGCUAGAUCACCAUGAAAAACAUGAAAGUACUGGAUGGACGUUUCGUCCUAUUGUAGGACUCUUCAGUAGUGAUAUAAACUACAACCUGAAGUGAAUAUUGAUAUGAUGAGAUUAAAAAUAGGAAGAAAGCAACAAAGAAAAUUAGAUUCUUUUAUACAUUUUGAUACUUGAUCAAUAGUAUUUCCGUUUAAAUUCAAUAUGAUAAUUAUUUAGUGUAAUAUUUGUUACUGUUUUUCUCCAUAUGAUAUUUUAUUCUGUAUAAUAUACGAUAUUCUUGUAUUAAACAUUAACAUGAACUUGGCUCAGCAUGCGAUUUUGUUAUAACCCUGAGUAUUUUUCAUACAUAUGAUUUCAUCCCAUCAAAAUGGGUGUACAAUCAAACAUAUAAAUGAGUAUAUUUUCGACUAAAGUCGUUGUCAUAGUGUUUCAGGGUUACUAGCAGAGUUUAGGAGUCAAAUCUAGCGUUCAAUCAUAAAACAUAUAAGUGACGACAGAAGCAAACCACAAUGAAUAUUUCUUUGGAGCAACUAGAAGCCUAUAUGGAACGUUGAGAAAAGGUUCAAAUCAGAAUUAUGUAAGCCCUUAUGCAAAAAAUGUGCCUGUCGUAGCAAAAACCCGCUUCUGAUGAAUUUCAAGUAUCGCAUAUUGAUUCAGUCAAUAACGUAAUCCAUGAAUUUAAUUUUGGUGGUGAAACAAGUGUUACUUGUGGUUUGAGAAAUAUAAAGAUCUGUUCCAUGUUGGUCUCUACAGACUGGAUGACGCCUCAAAAGCCAGAAUACAUAUAAGAAAUCUUGGGUAGAUGGAACACUAACGCUGUAAAAACUUUAUAUACCCAAAGAACCUACAAGACUUUAGUUUUGAUGAAACAAUUGAAACCCUGUCUCAAAUCUUCAUAGAACAGUCAUCUCUAUUUAAUAUCCGUUACCAGUGAUUGAAGAUAACGGAAGAACCAAGAGAUGACUGGGUAAACCAAGCGAGAAUUGUGAACCGAGAAUGUGAAAGGUCUAAAAAUCAUCGUUGUACUACAUGUUCCAGAAGAGGGCACAAGGAAAGUCUCUACAAAACCCAGAAACGCCAUCAACCGAAAGUGUAUUCUAAAAGAUUCAAGACGCGAACAGCCAAAGUAAUGGUAGUUCUUAACAGAACCGGCUCCCAUAACCGUAGAAAGUAUGCUUGUCUCAAGAAUAAUGGAUAUGAUGCCCGCUUACAGUUGGACACAGCUUCAGAAAUGACACUUAUACGCAGUAAUUUAAACGAAACAGUGGCAAUCGUAUAUGAUACGCCCAGUGGUCCAGUAAUGCUCAUUUUAAAGACAUGCUUUGUAGUUGGUUCAAAUUCCAUCAUCCCUGAAACACAAUGUAUAAGCAAUGAAUUACGCAGCUCACAGAAAGACGGUGCCUUGUUAAAUGCUCGUGAAACUGUUUCAGUAUCUACUCACGAAGAAAAACAAAAAAUAAAUCAAGCAGCAUAAAGAAUACAGUUGCACCAAAUGGAAUUCAUUUUUCUGCGACAAAAGUUUAUGGUGAGACUACCUAUAGCGAUUAUCUAGUCGUUACGCUAGAUAAGAGUUCUAAUGACUGACAUAUUUUUAAUGAAAUUCCUUACAGAAAAUGGGUAAAAUAUGUCAGAUGAAUCAAAUCAUAAUCGAAAACUAAAUGCAAUUUUGAUAGAUUCUGAUUUUCCUAAAGAUCCAUUAUCUACUAAUGAGAUUCUCAAUAAAUCUGAUGAGAAUGUUUCAGAAGAAUCACUCCUUGAUGACCUCAAAUUAAAUGUCGUUAAUCUUCAUCAUCUAGUUACUUUUAACAGAUUCUCUAUUCAAUACGAUAAACAUGUUUUAGAUAAAGUCAUAUUAAUUGUAACUUGAGGAUACGAGGACCCAACAUUAUUUCUUGGGGGAGGAUCAAGUCAGAAAAUUUAAAGUCAGGAUCUAAACUUUGAGUCUUCGAAGAACAGAAGAGAAGAGAAGGUGAUAUGACAGAAAGAAAAGUCAAAAUUGAACUGAUUUACUCAAUAUGCUUUUUGUUCACCAGUACUUCCGUUCUGUAUAAUAUACAAUAUUCUUGCACUAAACAUGAAUAUGAACUAGGCUCAGCAUGACAUACAUUAUGUGAUUUUUGUCAUAACUUUUUGUAGCCCUGAAUCUAAUUCCAUUUGGAUUACAUAAUUGAUUGUUAUUUGAAAUAUACAUGUUAUCUAUUGUCGUAUAAAAAUUAUCGAAUUAAUAUAUGCUAGUGAAUAAUGGAAUUAAAGAAGUCAAAUAUGAGAAUGGAUAUUUGAAUAUGAAAAUUUUGUACACUCAUUGAUUUGGACAGAUAAUCAGAGAAACGAAGCAAACAAAACCAAGUGAAUUUAAACUUCAUCCCAUUAUACAAUCAUGUAACUAUCAGGGUUCAGUAGCUAAAUGGAUAACGCGAUGGCGUUUAAAGCGAACGGUACUGGGUUCGAGUCUCAGAGUGAACAUCAACUCAGAUGCAGGUACAUUCAGUUGACGAGUCCCAACUAGGACAAAGUGGCGCGCUUCCUGAAUUCCACUGCUAGCCACCAUCCAUCUUAAGGCAAUAUCGAGACAAUAUGCACAAUAUGCAUAUAUGCCAAUAAGAGAGACCUGAUCAAUCGCAAUCCUAAACAAUAAUGAGAAGAUUCAAGCCAACAAGACCAAGUGGAUUUAUUUAUAAAUAGAUUGUAUGAAAAUGGAUCAUCUUUUCUCUUAUAAAAAAAAAGACAAAUUUAAUAUAAACAGAACAAGUGUUUAUGAACACGUAAAUAAUCCGAUUAAAAAUCAAUAAACAAUUCCCUACAAUAAUGAAUGAAAAAUAAAUAUUUUCAGAAUGGUUAUUUUUGGAGAUUUCUAGAAAUUUCAAUAUAUGAAAUCAUGACCAAUAGGUCCUGGG
Molecule: messenger RNA, 6107 nt
Organism: Schistosoma haematobium
Lineage: Eukaryota; Metazoa; Platyhelminthes; Trematoda; Strigeidida; Schistosomatidae
Exons: 1
Coding region: 4343-4687 (114 amino acids)
Source: RefSeq, a predicted model, not a curated record